Humulus lupulus (European hop) is the source of this 1147-nucleotide messenger RNA. RefSeq names its product protein OSB2, chloroplastic-like. The record is from RefSeq and is a predicted model, not a curated record. Gene Ontology annotation, molecular function: single-stranded DNA binding. Gene Ontology annotation, biological process: positive regulation of helicase activity; mitochondrial DNA replication. Bases 44 to 919 code for a protein of 291 amino acids. Gene Ontology annotation, cellular component: mitochondrial nucleoid. NCBI's taxonomy places the organism in Eukaryota, Viridiplantae, Streptophyta, Magnoliopsida, Rosales, Cannabaceae. The transcript has 5 exons.
ACAGUUUGGCGCGUAAGUUAGAGGCAAGAGUGAGCAAUCAGCAAUGGCGAAGGUGAUAGAGCAAGCAAUAGCAUCUUCGACUAACAACUUGGUUUUUGUAUGCCGCAACCCUUUCAUGAACACUCGCGUGUGUACCUCCCGAUUGGGCUUUCAACGGCGCCCUUUCAAAUGCUCAGUGGAGUACAAUAACAACAACAAUAGCGACGGCAACUACUUCCAGCACUACCACCAAGCGGCGGCGUUCCCUCGACCGGCGGAGAUUCAGUGGAAGAAGGAACUGUGUAAUACGGUGCAACUCAUUGGCAUCGUUGGUCUUCCUGUUGAAAUCAAGCACUUGCCCUCCGGAAAGGUCGUCGCCUGGACUCGCCUUGCCGUCAAGAAAUCUUCCACUGACACUUCAUGGAUCAAUCUGACAUUUUGGGAUGAACUAGCAAAUAUUGCUUCUCAGCAUGUCGAAAAAGGCCAACAAAUAUAUGUUUCCGGACGUCUGAUUUCAGAUACUGUUGAAAGUGAUGAUGGUAAACAGCAGACAUACUACAAGGUCGUUGUUCAGCAACUGAAUUUUGUUGAAAAAAAUUUCUCAUCGGGAACCUCCAACGACCGUGUUUCCGACUCCACAAUACCAGGUAGGAAGUUUGCAGCAAAUGCAAAUAGUGAUGAAACAGUUGAGCAAUUAUGGCAAGCCUACUUUGCUAAUCCAGUGGAAUGGUGGGAUAAUAGGAAAAAUAAGAGGAACCCAAAAUAUCCAGACUUUAAACACAAAGACACUGGAGAAGCCUUGUGGAUAGAGGGCAGGUCCAACCCACCAUGGGUGAAGGGCCAACUUGCCAUUCUAGAUUCAAGAAUGGGGUCUUUUAAUGGCCAAGAUAGCAGAAUGGACGCAAACUUAGUGGUUGGAGAAAACUUUUCUCUUUUCUAAAUGGUUAUGAUAUUAGCUAUUUUGUCCCGGGGCUAGUGGGUAAUUUGUUGUAUAGAAAUACUUCUUUUUGAUUGAGAUCUGAAAGAUUCUGAGCAAGCUUAUUUCUUUGUUCUUAUUAUGUAUUGCAAAAUUUACUUGUGUGUCAUGGUUUCUCCUUUCUUUCUUGGCUAGCUCUAUAAAUUAUAUUAUAUCCAUGGGCCAGUAUAAUAAAAAGAUUUGACUUGAGUA